This is a messenger RNA of Cornus florida, 2190 nucleotides long. Its product is annotated as F-box/kelch-repeat protein At1g30090-like. The record is from RefSeq and is a predicted model, not a curated record. The transcript has 2 exons. Lineage: Eukaryota; Viridiplantae; Streptophyta; Magnoliopsida; Cornales; Cornaceae. Gene Ontology annotation, molecular function: protein binding. Bases 810 to 2027 code for a protein of 405 amino acids.
CAUGAAACAAUGUUUGCCACAGAGAUUUGAGGCCGGACAGAUAAAAAAAAAAAACUAUUUCUUUUGAAGAAGAAUAGUCCGUCUUCCGGGUCAUCAUCAAUCUUAUACCCAAGAAACCAGAGCUGUAAUCGCAUAAAGUUGCCAUCUUUCACACAACUUCUCAUCUAUUUUUAUAUCUGGUUUUUGAGGUAUUGAUUCAUAGAGGCCAUUCAAAACCCAUGUUAUCUGAUCUAUGAAUUGGUCUUUUUCUUUUGUGGGUUUUUUCAGUUUUUGAACAAUACAGAUGAAAAGCUAGGCUGUUCUUGAGGUAUUGCUAUCUGGGGUUUUUGAAAACUGUCAUAAAAGUUAGACUUGUGGAACCCCAAAUUUAGUGUUUGGAGGCUGAGAUGGAGGUGAUAAUUUGUUGAUAUAUGGUAUAGAGAGAGAGAACAGAAGAAAAAAAGUUUGUGUGUUUAAAUUAUAUGUUGGUGGGUGGGUUUUCUAAAUGGGUUAUGUGUCUCCUUUGUGUGUUGUGAUUUUUAAAAUUGUCUAUUAUGAGAUUAUGUAGAAAUUUCUGGAGAAGGAUCUGGUGCUGGAGUUUACUUUUAGAUUUGGGGAUUCUUGUGUUUGCACAAAAACUUUGAAAGUAUUAAUCAUGCAGAAAUUUUAGAAUAGAUACCUUGCUUUGCAUUAGGAUCUGUGUGUUUCUUUGUGUUGGGGUUUCUAAAUUUAGGCCCUUCUGGUGACAUAUCAUUUUAAGAAAACCACAUAUUGGAACAAGGGUUUCUCUGUGUUUUUGAGGUUCUGUAUAUUGCCAUUAAUAGAGAAAGAUGCAACGGAUACGAGUUUCGUCCCAUCAGUUGCCAGUGCACAAGUUAGGGGAUUCCCAAAUGACAUUAUCCCCAAAGUUUAGGUUUUCUUCCAUCAAAACAUCUUUGUCAGAUCCUUCUUUAGAGUUGGAAUUGUCUCUGAGGGGGGAGCCCCUCAUUCCUGGCCUACCCGAUGAUAUUGCUCUCAAUUGUCUUCUCCGAAUUCCGGUUGAGAGCCAUGCAGCAUCUAGGGCUGUUUGCAGGCGUUGGUAUCUAUUGCUUGGCAAUAAGGAGCGUUUUUUCACCCGGAGGAAGGAACUUGGGUUUCAUGCCCCCUGGCUUCAUGUCUUUGCCUUCCACAAAUGCACCGGAAAAAUUCAAUGGCAGGUUCUUGACCUGAUCCAUUUCUCUUGGCACACUAUACCUGCAAUGCCUUGCAAAGAGAGGGCUUGCCCCCAUGGAUUUAGGUGUGUUUCCAUCGCCCAUGAGGGGACUCUCUUUGUUUGUGGUGGUGUAGUCUCCGAUGUGGAUUGUCCCCUCAACGUGGUAUUGAAAUAUGAAAUGUGGAGGAACCGUUGGACUGCGAUGAAAAACAUGAUCACUGCACGGUCUUUUUUUGCAAGCGGGGUGAUUGAUGGGAUGAUUUAUGUGGCUGGAGGAAACAGCACAGACCUCUUUGAGCUAAACUCAGCUGAAGUCCUGGAUCCUGGUAAGGGGAUUUGGCAGCCGGUUGCAAGCAUGGGAACAAACAUGGCCUCAUAUGAUGCAGCCGUUCUCGAUGGGAAACUUUUUGUUACUGAAGGCUGGUUUUGGCCCUUUUAUGUCGUACCUAGAGGUCAGAUUUAUGACCCUAGAACUGAUAAUUGGGAGACCAUGGCUGCUGGGCUGAGAGAAGGCUGGACUGGGUCAAGCGUUGUGGUUUAUGGGCAAUUAUUUGUGGUUACAGAGCAUGAAAGAACGAAACUUAAGGUUUAUGACACACAUAGUGAUUCGUGGGACACUGUGGAAGGACCUCCUUUACCAGAGCAGAUAUGCAAGCCUUUCUCCGUCAAUUGCUGUGACUGCAGGAUCUAUGUUGUAGGUCGAAACCUUCAUGUUGCUGUGGGCCAUAUUGUGAGGCUGAAUCCAGAAAAUACUCCUGAUAAAAAGUGGAAGUUUUCUGUUCAGUGGCAAGUGGUUGAUGCACCAGAAGACUUCUCUGACUUGACGCCCUCAAGCGCACAGGUUUUGUUCGCUUGACUUCUCUUGUGAUGUUGUGUUUAGCUUGUUGUUACUUAUAUUGUAAUUAUAUGAGAGUGUGAAAGUUGUAUAUUGAUGAUAUUUGCAAAAAGGCUCUUAUAGUGAUUCUAUUAGAUGUAUCAAUUUACAAGGUUCUUUAAUGUUAGAUCCUUUUUUCCUCUCA